AUGACUGAACUAGUACUACUUUCAUCAGUAGCAGUAUCAUCGUCGAGACAGUUGAGUAAAUCCGAGCCUUCUAGCUUAGAAUCUAAUAAGAACGACAGCAAUCAGAUUAAACAGUAUUCAGGGUAUUAUUUGGGUCGAGAUAUGAAAGACAGCCACCCUCAUUCGCCACUGGCAGCUCUGGCUUCGGUGAGUGUGCGGUCGCCUCCAGCGCCGACGUCAGCUUCGACGCCAGGAGCAUCAGCAUCAAUACCUGUACCAGCGGCUCCAGCAGCUCCAACAGGACCAACACCUUCUACAACUCAGCCAGUAUUAUCAACUAAUUCACCAUCUGCAUCUGGAAAUGUCGUCUCAGUCUCAUCGACGACAAACACCAGCUCUGGCUCUAUGCCGGGAUUAACCAAUAACCCUAUGCCUAAAAGAGAGGUCGAGCCAGUUUCUCACUCAACUUCCACUUCGACUUAUGUUCCAGUUGCAAGCUCAUUUACUCCGAUAAUCGCUCCAUCUCCAGCUACACCAGCAACACCCAGUGCCCCAACACCAGCUGAGACUCCUGGUUCAACUCCUGAAGUUACUCCAUCUGGAACACCAACAUUAGCACCAGCUCCAGCACGGUCUCCUGCGUUGAGUAGCACUCCAAUCCUAUCAGGAGCUGCUGCUCCUUCUCCAUCACCUCCCGCUCAGCCUUAUUCGCCAUUUAUUGUUAUGCGUACUUCGAAACAGCCAGCUACUCCCUCUACAAACACUCUAAAAACCGAGUCCACUCGUUCUUUGAAAGAUACCAACCAACCUAUUAAUAGCAUUCAGACCCAAACCAAACCAACCAAUCAAAGUCUCAACAACACCCCUGCUCAUGGUCCUAGUUCGUCUGUACCAACAGCUCAAGUGUGUUCCAACUGUGGAACCACUCGCACUCCACUAUGGCGAAGAGCUCCAACUGGUGAAACUAUUUGCAAUGCAUGUGGUCUUUAUUUAAAGGCAAGAAACACUUCGAGACCUGUCCAUCUUAAGCGACCUCCUCAAACUACGACUAUUUGGUUGGGUUCUGAUGAUCUGAAACAUGAGGAUGGCACUGCUUCUGGUUCGUCGUCUUCAGCCAGAGCAUCUCAAGGAGCCGCUGGAGCUACUACUUCUGCCGCAGCUGAAUCGUCUGGUAGUGGAUGUCAAGGAACUUGUCCUGGUGAUGGUCAUUGUAACGGUACUGGAGGAUCUAGUGCCUGUUCAGGAUGUCCUGCUUUCAACAAUAGAAUUGCCAGAACUGGUAGACAUCGUACCAAUCUAGAGUUCCAUCCUGCUAAAUCUGAAGGUAGUCCUGCUGUUGAGGGUUCAGCUAGUCAAACUACUGUGACAACUACAGUUGCCGGUGUGAACUCAACUAAUGGAAAUACUGAUGCUACUUCACCUACUUCACCAGGACCAUCUGGUGCUCCUGCUUCAGCUAAUGCUAGUGUUACAGACGAUGGAAUGACAGCAGUAGUCAUUUCUUGUCAAAACUGUGGCACCACUAUCACUCCCUUGUGGAGAAGAGAUGAUGCUGGUCAUACCAUUUGCAACGCCUGUGGUUUGUACUAUCGUCUUCACGGUGUUCAUCGACCUGUCGGCAUGAAAAAGAGCAUCAUCAAGCGUCGUAAAAGAGUCAUCUCUCAAAUGCAGAGUCAGUCUGAAGAAGCUGAAGAGUUUAGUCAACAACAGCAGCAACCACAGCAGGCGCAAGUCCAACAGCAGCAGCCGUUGCAACCCCAAUCGCAGCAAUUCCAGCAAUCUCCUGGACCACAAGCCGAACCUCAAUCCUCUGGCAAUCAGUCACAAUCUUCAACCAUGUCGACUCUCAAAUUCAACGCAUACACCCCACGACCAGCCAAAUCUCCUACCAAAACCUAUGUAUUACCACCUUUGGCAUCUGACAAGCCAGCUGGUUCACCAGUGGCAUCUUCCUCCCCUUCUUACGCAGCAGCGACCACUUCUCCAAUCAUGUCAUCGACUCUGCCACCUCCAGUUCCAGCCACAUCCACUUCUAAUUCACCAAUUAUCCAUUCAACUGCUACCCAGACCUCAUCGAUCACCACUGUCCCAACUUCAAUGCCACCUCCACCAGGACCUCCAUCGUCUUCAAUACCCCACCAACAGCCUCAUGCACAAGUCAUCAACAACACCAGCAACAGCUCUAGUUUUAUUCAUUCAGUGACUUCAUCUGGUCCCUUCCCAGUUAGCUCAGUCACCUCUACAGCUGGUUCCUCAUCGACUCGCCAUAUGCUCCCUAACCCUGGAUAUCCCGCUAACGGCCGGCAAGUGUUCCCCCAACCCACGACAUCUAGAUCAGGAACAUCAUCAUACUCGACUACCUCACACUUACCACCACCAUCCAGGAUGUCGGCGAACAGCUCUCCACGACAGGGAGAAGCGGGAACCAACAAUUCAGCGUCGGAUCUGUCGUCACCCACCCACGGAGAAGAAUCGAUUGUGAAUAGAGAUACUUAUGUGCCGCCUCCUAUUGAUUUCACCCAUGCAUUUAGACCCAGCUGGGACGGUACAAGAGUGGUGAGCAAUUCGUCGACUAUUUCCACAUCUUCGUCUGGCUCGUCACUUUCAUCGUCUGGAAGACUUCCUAGCAUAUCGCACAUCACCGAGCUGCCAACAGAACAGACGUCUGGUGCAUCUACCUCGACUAGCAAACGCAAGUACAGCGAAGAUGACGAGCGAAACCUGAGAAUAGCGUCGAUUUUGAACGCUGUGGACGAUGAUAACAGCACUUCUCCAUCGAGCAAAUCGAGCAGAGACAUUUCACUGACCAAAAAAUCCGAACUGGAUGUGCUGGAGCUGUUAAAAGGCAGCGACGCCAAAGACUACGUAGUAGCCAAGAAGCAGAAAUUCGAGGAGAAACUGGCUAAAUACAAACGAAGGCUCAUGGAAGCGGAACAAAUCAUCAAUGCCUGUAACGAAAAACUCAAGGAACUCGAAUAA
Molecule: messenger RNA, 2958 nt
Organism: Sugiyamaella lignohabitans
Lineage: Eukaryota; Fungi; Ascomycota; Dipodascomycetes; Dipodascales; Trichomonascaceae
Gene: GZF3
Product: Gzf3p
Exons: 1
Coding region: 1-2958 (985 amino acids)
Biological process (GO): negative regulation of transcription by RNA polymerase II; positive regulation of transcription by RNA polymerase II
Molecular function (GO): zinc ion binding; RNA polymerase II cis-regulatory region sequence-specific DNA binding; DNA-binding transcription factor activity, RNA polymerase II-specific
Source: RefSeq, a predicted model, not a curated record